AUGUUAGAGUGUAAAUGUACGAGCUGGAAGAAUGUCUAUGCACAUCACUGGUUUGCAUUUAGUGUCUACGAGAAAAAAAGUCAGGGUCUUGGGCCCCAACCUCCUAACCUCUUGCAGAAGAAAACCUUGCAAGCAGAAACUUCCUGCAAGGUUUUUGCUUACGUGUUGCUCUUUACAUGUUAUAUUCUGCAAGUGUGUGCAAGAUGCAACCAUGUCCGUGGUUGUGUUAAGCGUGGUUGUGUUAAGCGUGGUUGUGUUAAGCGUGGUUGUGUUAAGCGUGGUUGUGUUAAGCGUGGUUGUGUUAAGCGUGGUUGUGUUAAGCGUGGGUGUGUUAAACGUGGUUGUGUUAAGCGUGGUUGUGUUAAACGUGGUUGUGUUAAACGUGGUUGUGUUAAGCGUGGUUGUGUUAAGCGUGGUUGUGUUAAGCGUGGUUGUGUUAAGCGUGGUUGUGUUAAGCGUGGUUGUGUUAAACGUGGUUGUGUUAAGCGUGGUUGUGUUAAGCGUGGUUGUGUUAAGCGUGGUUGUGUUAAGCGUGGUUGUGUUAAGCGUGGUUGUGUUAAGCGUGGUUGUGUUAAGCGUGGUUGUGUUAAGCGUGGUUGUGUUAAGCGUGGUUGUGUUAAGCGUGGUUGUGUUAAGCGUGGUUGUGUUAAGCGUGGUUGUGUUAAGCGUGGUUGUGUUAAGCGUGGUUGUGUUAAGCGUGGUUGUGUUAAACGUGGUUGUGUUAAGCGUGGUUGUGUUAAGCGUGGUUGUGUUAAGCGUGGUUGUGUUAAGCGUGGUUGUGUUAAGCGUGGUUGUGUUAAGCGUGGUUGUGUUAAGCGUGGUUGUGUUAAGCGUGGUUGUGUAAGCGUGGUUGUGUUAAGCGUGGUUGUGUUAAGCGUGGUUGUGUUAAGCGUGGUUGUGUUAAGCGUGGUUGUGUUAAGCGUGGUUGUGUUAAGCGUGGUUGUGUUAAGCGUGGUUGUGUUAAGCGUGGUUGUGUUAAGCGUGGUUGUGUUAAGCGUGGUUGUGUUAAGCGUGGUUGUGUAA
Procambarus clarkii (red swamp crayfish) is the source of this 1023-nucleotide messenger RNA. The record is from RefSeq and is a predicted model, not a curated record. NCBI's taxonomy places the organism in Eukaryota, Metazoa, Arthropoda, Malacostraca, Decapoda, Cambaridae.